This is a messenger RNA of Brassica oleracea var. oleracea, 255 nucleotides long. Its product is annotated as defensin-like protein 69. Bases 1 to 255 code for a protein of 84 amino acids. NCBI's taxonomy places the organism in Eukaryota, Viridiplantae, Streptophyta, Magnoliopsida, Brassicales, Brassicaceae. The transcript has 2 exons. The record is from RefSeq and is a predicted model, not a curated record.
AUGGGUUCUUCAAAACUCUUGGUCGCAUUCGCGCUAGUGAUUACAUUGUCCAUCUCCUAUGAUCAUUUAUCCGGAAUAGGAAUAAACGCGAUAGUUCUGCCUCCGGAUUGUUUCAACGACAAGCCAUGUAACAUAGCGUUUAAUAAUCAAGCAUGUAACAAAAUGUGUAGAGGAAUGUCUUAUAAAGAUGGUCGCUGCACGGACCCUGAACUCAUCCCUCCCUAUUUCUGGCGUUGUUGUUGUAACCCAAAAUAA